ACACGACGUCUAAUUAAAAAAUUAACUAUGGAUGUUUUAAAUUCGCUCCAGCGGCAGACGAACGUGUUGAAUCUCUCUAUUGGAGAGCUUACAAAGGACAUCGAAUAUCGUGUACAAUCCAUGAAUAAUGUGGAGACGAAAUUUGGAACGGCUGUGGCAUGCGUCUUACAGGAUCCGGCUGGCGGUGGGAUAAUCAAUGUAUUUCUCCCCAAGUCGGUGCAAUUACCGAACGAGGAACUACAACGGUACAAUGAACAUGAGGCCGACCCGGUAAACCUCAUUUUUCGAGGGAUGAGUAAAAGAAGCUUUAUUAUUACAUUCGUACCCGCUUAACCCCGUUUUUCGGGCGAUGUCUAACGUAACGUAAAUAUUUUUAUGCCUUGUUUUUAAUAAAAAUUUUAAAAAUAUGUUAUUGUUCUCAUUUUAUCUAGAUCCUAUAAUUUUAAGUGUAGUAUAAUAUAAUUAUAUACAUUUAACAAGUUAUAUAAUUAUUCUUUCCGAGAUGAGUUGGUUUUAAAAAAUAUAUUAUUUAAUAAUUAUUAUAAGGUUUAUCAUCGCAAAUAUGAUAUAUUUUAUAUUUAUAAGGUUUUAUUAUUAAAUAGUCUGUAUUUUUAUUGUAAAUGCUUAACUCCAAAGACUGACUGAUGUAGAAGUGCUAGCCGUCAGAACACCGUAUGUAGGGAUAUAAAAUAUCCUCACCCGCUUCUUAUCGCGCCGCGAAUGAGCGGGGGUUUUUAAAAAAUAAUAAUAAUAAUAAUAAUAAUGUUGUCAAGACCUCGGUAUAAUAUAUCGGAUAAGUAUGUAUGAAGAUAAGGGUAAGUAUAAGAUAAGAUGAUGAUGAGAAGAUAGGGAUAAGAUAAAAUAUGAUAAGGAUGA
Molecule: messenger RNA, 876 nt
Organism: Acyrthosiphon pisum (pea aphid)
Lineage: Eukaryota; Metazoa; Arthropoda; Insecta; Hemiptera; Aphididae
Exons: 2
Coding region: 28-333 (101 amino acids)
Source: RefSeq, a predicted model, not a curated record